AUAUGAUGGUUUUGAAACAGUCCGCGAACGACUUAAAAGAUGAUCCUAAUAAUGAUGAAAGAUUAAUAUUAAAUGUUGGUGGAAUUAAGUAUGAAACUUUUAGAUCCACUUUAACUGCUUAUCCCGAUACGCUAUUGGGCACAAUGUUUCAAAAACGUAAUAACGUCUUGCUUCACCCUUUACAUACCGACAAUGGUUCAUGCGAAUAUUUCUUUGAUAGAAAUGGUCGUGCUUUUCAUUAUAUAUUGGAAUAUUAUCGUACUGGAAAACUUUUUUUUCUAGAAAAUAUUCGUUCUUCUAAUCUUCAAUCUAAUCUUCUCGAUAAAUCUCCUUCGCAAGAUUUAUUACCUCAAUUACGAUGUCAUUGUCAAUGCCCUGAUGCUGUUUUCUAUCAAGAAAUCCUAGCUGAAAUGGAUUAUUUUCAAAUCCCCUACUCUAUUCCUCCAAAACCAAAAAUCCAAUAUCCUCCUUCUUCAACUCUUGAUUCAUUCAUUCUAAUGCUAAAAUCCGCAAUGCUUACUGCUCGUGAUAAUUUUGAUAUUUACGUUGAAAUCGUUUUUCCACAACGUAAUAAAUCAAAAUUUUCUGUAAAUCCGGAUGCCGCUUGUAUUUUAAACAUUGUUAAACCAUUUGCUGAAAAUGGUUAUGCGAUACUGGAUAUUUUUGGUGAUGAGAUUGGUUGUUAUUUGACCAAGGUAAUUCCAAAUUUUACUUGGUCUUUACAAAAGAAUACUAUUUAUCAUCCUCACAGGUAUUUUGUGGAUAUGAGUAUAAAUAGCGAAUGUCUGGACAAACAAACUGUUUUGAAUGAAUCAAAAUUUCUUGGUCCUGAUAAUAUUGAUGAAAUCGGUUGA
Racocetra fulgida is the source of this 854-nucleotide messenger RNA. NCBI's taxonomy places the organism in Eukaryota, Fungi, Glomeromycota, Glomeromycetes, Diversisporales, Gigasporaceae. The record is from the annotation of a GenBank genome assembly.